GUCCGCGUCUCUCCUAUCCAAUCCUCCCCGUCUCCUUCUCUCUCCCCUUCCCCGCGGCGGGCGCGCUCGUGGCAAGACAACCCCGCCACCGCCUGGAUGCAGGCGAUGGCCGCAGCCUUCCUCGCCCGCCCCUCUCUCCCGCGGCCCCUCCGUUUUGUUGAAUUCAGCAUCGGCUGCAGGGUCACGGAUGGGGCGUUGGUGCGUGGCGGCAUCGUCGCGCUCCCGCCGCGGCUGUGGGGCCCGCGGUGCUCCAUGAGCCUCUCCAUCGGGGCCGGCGCCGGCGCCGGCGCCGGAGGAGACCGCGGGUUCAGCUACGAGCAUGUUCCGGUGUUCCCAAGAUACCGUAUGCGGGAUCCCUACAAACUUCUUGGCAUAUAUCAUUAUGCAUCUGAAGAAGAGAUCCGGGGUGCGAGGAAUUUCCUUAUUCAACAGUAUGCUGGGCAUGAACCAAGUGAAGAAGCUAUUGAGGGUGCUUACGAGAAGAUAAUCAUGAAGAGCUACCAGCAACGGAGGAAAACAAAAAUUAAUCUGAAAACCAAGUUAAAAAGGCGAGUAGAGGACUCCCCGUCAUGGUUUAAGGCACUACUUGGUUACUUUGAGGUGCCAUCAAUGGAUAUUAUUUCUAGAAGAUUGUUCUUUUUUGCUUUCAUUGCUGGAUGGAGUAUGGCGACUUCUGCAGAGAAUGGACCGGCAUUUCAGCUCGCAAUAUCGCUCUUCUCGUGCAUCUAUUUCCUCAACGACAAGAUGAAGAAUCUCCUCAGGGCAUCAACAACUGGGUUUGGAGUGCUUGUUGGUGGCUGGAUUAUUGGUUCUCUACUGGUCCCACUGAUCCCAACAUUUCUCAUCCCACCUACAUGGUCCCUUGAGCUUCUCACCUCUCUGGUAGCAUAUGUUUUCUUGUUCCUGGGAUGCACUUUCCUCAAAUGACACUAUUUUGGUCUUGUAACCAGACACUGUAGAAUCCUUUGGAAUUUUUUUGUGAUUACUGACCUCCAUAUCCCAGUUUCAG
Molecule: messenger RNA, 1009 nt
Organism: Phragmites australis (common reed)
Lineage: Eukaryota; Viridiplantae; Streptophyta; Magnoliopsida; Poales; Poaceae
Product: protein CHAPERONE-LIKE PROTEIN OF POR1, chloroplastic-like
Exons: 5
Coding region: 97-927 (276 amino acids)
Cellular component (GO): chloroplast membrane
Source: RefSeq, a predicted model, not a curated record